Molecule: messenger RNA, 6225 nt
Organism: Sceloporus undulatus (fence lizard)
Lineage: Eukaryota; Metazoa; Chordata; Lepidosauria; Squamata; Phrynosomatidae
Gene: LINGO2
Product: leucine rich repeat and Ig domain containing 2
Exons: 6
Coding region: 1119-2939 (606 amino acids)
Cellular component (GO): extracellular matrix
Molecular function (GO): protein binding
Source: RefSeq, a predicted model, not a curated record
GAAGACGCCUUGGCAGCCCUUGGAAAGCCAGAGCCCGGCUGGGGGCUUCCUUUCUCUCUUUUCCCCUCCCUUUUCCCCCUCCUCUUCUUCUUUCUGCUUCUCUGUUUUUUGGGAUGCUGGGGCUCUACUUCUUGUUGUUGUUCCUGGUUGGAAAGUUUCCCCCCUUUUUGAUUCCCUCGCCUUUUGGGAACCCCUGAAAGGUAAAGAAAGAGGAGCAGGCUUCCUUCUUCUUCCUUCAGAGAAGAGGCAGAAGGAGAAAGAGAAAGAGGGGAUUGGAAGAGGAGGUCGGGAGAAGGGUAACCCCUGCCUUGGUGAAGAGAAAUACAUCAACAUGGAAAUAAUCAAGCCCGGUUUAUAGGGAAAGAGAGAGGCUGCUGAAGUGACACCCUCCUUCUUUCCUUCUCAGUGCCUCCUCAGAAGUGAGGAAAGGUCUCCUCUUUUGGGAGGAGGACCCUGGGCUCCCUUUUGGGCUUCUUCUUUUCUGCUUGCGAAGAGGAUUGUUCCAUCGCUUUUUGGCGCCUGGAAGGAACCCGGGUGGGAUUAGAAACCAAGACCUUUGGAGGAAGGCAAGGCAAGGAGAAGAAGGAGGAGGACUUCAAGGCUUGGGUUGGGCUCCUUGGGGGAAAGAAGGACCUCGGGGAGGAGAGCUUCAGGAAAUCCUGGAGGAUAACAUUUCAAAAUACAGAAUUAUGCUUUUUGGGGCUCUCUUGACACACAUCCCAGCUUGAAUGAAGAAGACAGAAAUUACUUUGCUAGACGUAAGAAAGAACUGGAGCUGGAAGCCCAGGCUGUGAGACUGCCUUUCUUCAUUGUAUCAAUGGAUUCUGGUUCUAGAGGAAAAACAAGAAGAGCCCAAAAAACAAACAUACACUGAGACACAGGACGAAGUACAUGAAAAGUAUGAAUGUCUCAUUUUAUACUGGGUUUGUUUUGGGCAGCUGGAAUGUGGUGGCAUGAAAGAGUCCAUCAUCCAUGACACGCUGGGAUUAUCAUGAUUGCAUACUCCAUUUUGAUUUUAACCAGUGGCCAAGAGCAGUGCAUGGUUGACAGGAAAGACUGGACCUUUAAAGACAGCAUAACAGGCCUGUGACAGAGAAUUAGACAACAUCAGUGGAGUCAUGCUUCACACAGCCAUAUCAUGCUGGCAGCCAUUUCUAGGUCUGGCUGUGCUGCUAAUUUUCAUGGGCUCCACCAUAGGCUGCCCAGCCCGCUGUGAAUGCUCAGCACAGAACAAGUCUGUCAGCUGUCAUCGGAGACGCCUGAUUGCCAUCCCCGAGGGCAUCCCCAUUGAGACUAAAAUCCUGGAUCUUAGCAAGAACAGGCUGAAAAGUGUCAACCCGGAGGAGUUCACAGCUUUCCCGCUGCUCGAGGAGAUAGAUCUGAGUGACAAUAUUGUUGCCAAUGUUGAGCCUGGAGCCUUUAAUAAUCUGUUUAAUUUACGCUCCUUGAGACUGAAAGGGAACCGUCUGAAGCUGGUCCCUUUGGGGGUUUUCACCGGGUUGUCAAAUCUCACAAAGCUAGAUAUCAGUGAGAACAAGAUUGUCAUUCUGCUGGACUACAUGUUCCAGGAUCUGCACAACCUCAAGUCUCUUGAGGUUGGGGAUAAUGAUCUGGUUUACAUCUCUCACAGGGCCUUCAGUGGACUGCUUAGCCUGGAGCAGCUCAGCCUAGAAAAAUGCAACCUCACAGCUGUACCAACAGAAGCCCUUUCCCACCUUCACAACCUCAUCAGCCUACAUCUGAGACAUCUCAACAUUAACCAUUUGCCUCCAUAUGCCUUUAAGAAAUUGUUCCACCUAAAAAAUCUAGAAAUAGACUACUGGCCUAUGCUGGAUUUGAUUCCUGCCAAUGGCCUGUAUGGCUUGAACCUCACAUAUCUCUCCAUCACCAAUACUAACCUGUCCACCAUACCUUAUGCUGCUCUCAAGCACCUGGUUUACCUGACCCACCUGAAUCUCUCCUAUAACCCCAUCAGCACCAUUGAAUCAGGCAUGCUCUCAGAUGUGUUGCGCCUGCGGGAGCUUCAUAUUGUUGGGGCUCAGUUGCGUACUAUCGAACCCCAUGCUUUCCAAGGACUGCGGUUCCUUCGUGUGCUUAAUGUGUCUCAAAACCUGUUGGAAACUAUUGAAGAGAAUGUGUUCCAUUCCACCAAAGCCCUGGAGGUCCUCUCCAUAAGCAACAACCCUCUCUCUUGUGACUGUCGCUUGCUUUGGAUAUUACAAAGGCAGCCCACACUGCAGUUUGGUGGCCAGCAACCUAUGUGUGCUGGCCCAGAUAGUGUCAAAGAGAGGCCCUUCAAAGACUUCCACAGCACUGCCCUUUCUUUCUAUUUCACUUGCAAGAAGCCCAGGAUACGUGAGAAGAAGCUGCAAUACUUGGUGGUAGAAGAAGGGCAGACAGUACAACUCCUGUGCAGUGCUGAUGGUGACCCUCAGCCAACCAUUGCCUGGCUGACCCCACGACGGAGGCUGGUCACCACAAAAUCUAACGGAAGAGCUACUGUGCUGGGAGAUGGCACAUUGGAGAUCCGGUUUGCUCAAGACCAAGACAGUGGGCUCUAUGUUUGUGUUGCCAGCAAUGCUGCUGGGAACGACACCACAUCAGCCACCCUCACUGUCAAAGGGUUUGCCUCAGAUCGUUUCCUUUAUGCUAACAGGACUCCUAUGUACAUGACGGAUUCCAAUGACACCAGUUCCAAUGGGACCAAUGUCAAUACAUUUUCCUUGGACCUGAAGACAAUACUGGUGUCAACAGCCAUGGGCUGUUUUACAUUCCUUGGGGUGGUUUUAUUUUGUUUCUUACUACUUUUUGUGUGGAGCCGAGGGAAAGGCAAGCAUAAAGCCAGCAUUGACCUAGAGUAUGUCCCCCGUAAAAACAAUGGCGCAGUAGUGGAAGGGGAGGUCCCUGGACCACGCAGGUUCAAUAUGAAAAUGAUUUGAUGGUUGUGCUGCUAGCAUUUAUUUAUUUAUUUAUUUAUUUCCUCUCCUGUGGCAUUCUAACCGGUUGAAGAUGCUUGGCAUGUAGGAAUUGCCAGGCUGAAGGCAGCUUCACUUGGGCUGUCACGAUGUCAAAGUGGUACACAGAAACCAGAAAGACUAUCUGAGGUUGUACAUUGAAGCCUCUGUUUUGAGGCUGUGUGUGUGUUAGGGCUUUUUGCAGAGUUGGCAUACAGUACUAAUUGUUUGCAUUGCAAAUUUUUUGGCAUUCUGGGGAUCUCAGUAACAAACCGUCGGCUCAUGCUCACAGACAAUUGUUCAAAACAUUUUCUACCACUACAAAAAAAAAAAAGGAAAAAAACCCUACAGUGUAGGAUUUCAUACUAAAAGCAAGAGAGAGAGACAUUUGUCUACAACAUACUCUGCAAUGAAAUUUGUAUCUAUAGUUCUCAUUUGCUAAAGCCUCGCAUCAUACAUAACCUUCUAGUUGGUUCAACAUCACAAAGUUAAUGUGUUACUGUUUUUUUAAAAAUAUAUAUAUACAUAUUUACUGUGUACAUUUUAAAGCAAUACAAAUGAGCAGUUUUGUUCCUUCUGUAGUAACUGGCCCAAGUGUGAUGUAACUCUUCCCAUAAGUACAGCCAAAUUCCAAAUCAGACCUCUGUAGCCACCAAUGAGUGAUGCUGUCUGGUAGCUAAUCUAAAGUCGAGAGAGAAACUGUUUAGGCAGGCCGAAUUUGCAGUGUCCUGUUGUACUUCUCUUCAUGUAAAGAAAAGGCAUGUGCCUAAUUUUGAUAUAGAAUGGAAUAUUUUUUUUAAAUAUCUGAGAUCAUGAUGGACCAGAUUACUGUAAAAGAGUAUGAUGUCCAACUUCCUAGUCAUUGUUCGCAUGACAACUGGUAAAUCACACUUGGAUGACAGUCUCUUGUCCUCUUUGCUCCACCCCUCUGUUUUAAUUUCUAGUCAUUGUUAAAAUGUUAAUGUGUACUAGGAGGAAGAACCAGGGAAAUAUGUUCUGCCAUAUGCCUAGGGAAAGGCUAUCAGCUUUUUAUUUAUAGAAGCAAAUGAAAACAUACAGAAGCUUGGCUGACAGUAGACUCCUCCCUGAUGCCAAUAACCCAGAGUUAGCCAUGCAUAAUAGGAGGAGAUGCCACUCAACAAGACCUUCCACACUUGAUAGCUUCCAAAAGGCCAAAGUACUGCCAAACUACAAGCCAUUAUCAGUUUGGUAUUUACAGGCAAUGCAGGCUGGUCCACAUAAUCCUUUGUUGCAGGUUUUUCCUCGUAAAAAUGAUCCCUGGCAACAUGAUCCUACAGAGCAAAAAAAAAAGCCUAGAGAUGCCAUUACAAAUUUCAGUAAUGUGAGAGAGCAAAAAUGUUUUAGGAGGAAAGUACAACUUCUGCAAAAGUCUGAAAGACUGACUGACCAGUUCAGCCAGCAUGUUGAGAGAGUAUUUCUUGUGGUGGUUUUGGUUAUACCUCCAAAAAAAAAUCUGUAUCACAGUUGUAUAACCAAGGACAAAAAUAGCACUUUUUGAGAGCAGGAAGUUAUAUUACGUAUCUAGUUUACACCCCCCCCCUUUCAUUGUUUCUGAGUAGUAGUAGAAAUCCAUUAAUGUGUAGAUGUUCUUGAGAAAUCAUCAUGCUUGGUCUAAAAAUGGAUUCAUGGAAGAUGACUGCCAAAGUCAUCUUGGAAUUGCAACGCCUGGCAGGGUGGGAGUUGUACUAUGCAAACUGGAUAUGCUGUGUACUGGGAAAGGGUGUUUUGAUCACAGGGCCUCUAAAGAACUGCAGACACUUUGGAAACCAGUGUGAAGCAUGUGCUACAGUUUCAUGGUAUAUUCUCUUUGUAAUCACAGACCUGAGGUGAUUCGUGUAAAGAAUAUAGUGGAGUGAGAAGGGAAUCACUGUGUGAGAUGGCUCAUAGAAAGAUAAAACUUAAAAUCUUUAAACAUUCCUUUGGUUACUGUUAUAAUUUCGUAUUUACUUUCUUGACAUUUUAGUACUUAUAUUACCUUGCCUUUUCCAAGCAUGAACAUGGAUACUUCCUGAGGGCAGAAUGGCUAGGAAUAAUAUGAUUAGCAAAACUGCAUGUUUUGACAUUUAUUUAUGUUGUGUGUUUUUUCUCUCAAGAUCAUGCAAAAAAAAAGGGGGGGUUGUAUCACAAUGCCAGUGAGGCAUAAUGCUGGUAUGAAGAAACAGACCCAUUAGCCUGAAUCCUGUUGUUUGUCCCAACUUGAGUAGACCCACUGGAACAAUGAGAUUUAGCUGUGUGUUGACAAACGCAAUUCUGGAUUUAUAAGGUAAUGUGAAAAAACUUGUUUCAAUUGCGUUAUUCAGGUCAUUCUAGUUGUGCUCAUGUAGUUGCAUGAUUUCAGCGCAAUAUCACCUCAGUGCUGUAAUCUCCUCACUGUUUAACAAUUGAUACCGUGGAUUUACUCUAGAUAAGGCUAACCAAUAGGAUUCAGGCCAAUAUGAUCUGAUGGUGGUUGGCUAUCCCAACAUUGUAGCUGACGAGGCCCUAUAUGUUUGUUUCUUCAGAUCUUAACUGAUAUUCAUAGGGUCAUUUUUAAAUGAUCCUCAGGAACUAUAAAGAUCAAUAAUCAUUGAGUGAGCAACUCCUUUUCUUUGUAUGUGUGUGCAUAUAGAGUUUGGAACAUUAGCUUUAAAAUAAUAAUCCAUUUUGUUAAUUCUUUGUGGUCUCCAGAAAUUAAGUUGUUAUUGUUGCCAUUAGUAAUAAUGAUCUUUAUUUUGUUCUAUUGAUCAUGAUGUUUAUUAUUAUUUUAAAUAAAACACACAGGUGAUCUGAAAAACAGAACUCCUAUUCCAUGCAAACUUUUUAGGGCUACAAACCAGAAUGGAUUUCACUCCAAAUGUUAAAUGGCACCUUAUCUCUGGUCUCUAACCACUGAUUGGAAAGAGGAGCAGAAGAAGUAAUGAGUCCAAGCUUACCAUUCUCUAUGCCUAAAGCUGAACAAGUGCGGCCCUCCAAGGGAGAAUAGCUAACCUCCAAUAGGAAAGGAAGAAGAAGAAAAAUGGGCCUCCUUAAGUUGAAAGCAAACUGUGAAGUAAUUUGUUUGAAAAAUCCCAUUAAUUAGUGCAAGACAUUAUGCUUAACACAUCAUUUCCAUGCUUCAUGCUAAUGUGAUGUCUAAUCAAUAACAUUUUUUCAGAGACUUGUAUGAGUUUUAAAACAUUUCUGUCAAAUACAUGUAUCAAGAUUCUACAAUUGACCUUUCAUUUAAUAUAAAGAACAGUCAUGUUGCUUAUGGUUGAGAUACCAAAGCAGU